This is a messenger RNA of Trypanosoma grayi, 1419 nucleotides long. Its product is annotated as ATP synthase. Gene Ontology annotation, cellular component: vacuolar proton-transporting V-type ATPase, V1 domain. The record is from RefSeq and is a predicted model, not a curated record. Gene Ontology annotation, molecular function: proton-transporting ATPase activity, rotational mechanism. The coding region runs from base 1 to 1419 and encodes 472 amino acids. The transcript has a single exon. Gene Ontology annotation, biological process: proton transmembrane transport. Lineage: Eukaryota; Euglenozoa; Kinetoplastea; Trypanosomatida; Trypanosomatidae.
AUGUCUUGCCUGACACCUGACGCUACUGAGGCGAUCCGCCAGGUGCGCGAGAUGCGCAUAACGGACGAAUCAACAGUGCGCCUGCUGGAGCACCUGUUCAGCUGCCCCCCCAGCAGCGAGUUAGUGCAUUCGCUCCUCGACGGAAAGGAGCGGGUAGUCGCUGUGGCGCUCUUCAAGGCUGUGCGUGGUGCCCACGCGGUGAACAUUCUCGGCUUUCUGCUGCGCUUCUUCGCCGACCUCGUGCUGUCAUCGAACGCGCUGGGUGAGCAGCUCGGGGUGCUGUCGCCCGACGUGCUGGGCGACGACGCCGCAAAGUCGUUGCUGUACAUCGUGACCACGCACGGCGAGGACCGCGGCGUCGUUGACCCCGCGCUCUUCCUCGCCGCGACGGCGCUGCGCCACGGCCCACCGGAGCGCAACGAGGAGGCCCUGCAGCGCUUCUUCGCGUAUGUGAAGGACGCACUAUCGGCGGAGACGCUGCAGGUGCCGUCGGUGUCGUUUGCGGUGCAGGGCUGCGCGAUCGUGGCCCGUCGGAAGGCGUUGCGUUGCUACUUUUUCGAGCACCACAUGGUGGAGUUCCUGCCGCGCCUGCUGUUCGACAUCGUCGCCAACGACUCGGCAAGCAUCAUACAACUUAUAUACCAAACGCUGCUGGUGUCGUGGCUGCUCUCCUACGAGUACCUUGGCGUGGUGGAGCUGCAGCAGCACAGAAUGAUCCCACACCUGCACCGUGUGCUGCAGCGCCUGCAGAAGGAGAAGUGCAUCCGCGUCGCGCUCAUGACGCUGUGGAAUAUGGUGGAGGCGGAGCGCAACUACAUUCACCACAUAGCGAAUCCUGCUGCGGCGGAAUGGGUGAACAAGGAUUUCUUUAUUAUAGGGCGCGCCAACGGUGGAAAGGGCCCGGCAUUCAUUGCGGAGAUGGUGGGCAUCGGCAUGUUGAAGACACUCGCCCAACUGUCGCGCCGCAAAUUCGGAGACGAGGACAUCAGUACGCUCAUUCACGACCUGCAGAACGUCCUGGAACAGAGCAUGGAAAAGCUCACGAGCUUCUCGGAAUAUCGGGGCGAGGUACUUAGCGGUGCCCUUGAGUGGACGCCUGUGCACACCAGUGCUAAAUUCUGGAAGGAAAACGUCAUGCAGUUCGAGAGCAACAACUACGAAGUGCUAGCAGCGCUCGGCAACAUCAUCAUGACGACGCGGCAGGACCUUACUCUGGCUGUAGCGUGCUACGACCUUGGCGAAGUCGUGCGCCACCACCCAACGGGGCGUGCCCUGCUGCUGCUGCCCCAACUAGAGGGCGUCAAGACCCGCGUCAUGGCGCUGAUGUCGCACGCCAACCCCGAGGUCGCCAAGAAUGCGCUCCUAGCAGUUCAAAAGAUUAUGGUGCAGCGGUGGGAGUACAUACAGCAGCAGCAGUAG